This is a messenger RNA of Nymphaea colorata (pocket water lily), 2026 nucleotides long. RefSeq names its product triacylglycerol lipase 2-like. The coding region runs from base 845 to 1774 and encodes 309 amino acids. NCBI's taxonomy places the organism in Eukaryota, Viridiplantae, Streptophyta, Magnoliopsida, Nymphaeales, Nymphaeaceae. Gene Ontology annotation, biological process: lipid metabolic process. Gene Ontology annotation, molecular function: hydrolase activity, acting on ester bonds. The record is from RefSeq and is a predicted model, not a curated record. The transcript has 8 exons.
GAGACGGGUAUGUCCUUAGAGUGCAUAGAAUACCGGCAGCCGGUCUACGCGAUCAAGGGCAGUUCAGUUCAAAGACCAACCAACCAGUGCUGCUGCAACAUGGCAUACUCAUGGUGAAAUUUUCUUUGUUUUUUCUUACUUGUAAUUAAGAUCAGUUCGAGGAUCAAAUCUCAUGGCCACUUUGAAGUUCAAGCGUCUUAUUCCUUGAAGACUGCAAAAGGUGGCAAGCUCGUUGUUAGAGUUGAAUGUUGCAUCAUAUAUCCAUCCAAGUCCCAAAGUAAGCAGAAAUUUUAAACGCACAAGGGUAUGAACCUUGAGGGUUUUACACCAAAUGCUGUUUUUCCUUACAUUUACAUUCAGGAGUGCAGCCGAGCCGAGUGGGGCCCGCAGGGGCCUUGGCCACCCUUAAUUUGUUUUUUAAUUUAUAUGUAAAAUUUUAAAAAUAUCACUUGUCGUAUAUAAAAAUUUUGAAAAAUGAUAUUUUGGCUCUUGUCAAAAUUUGAAAACUUUAACUUGGUCCCCUUUAUAAAAAAUUUCUGGCUUCUACCCUACUUACGUUUAACAUAUUUUUUUAGUAUUCAUAUAAAGUUUUAUUAUUUUUACAACUGGAUCGAGUACUCUAUAAAAGAACUGGUAUAAAAUUUUAAUAGCUUUUAUAACAUUAUAUUUGAUAUGGAACACUCAAUAUUUUUCGCUGUUUGUCAAUUUUUGCAUGCAGCAUUCUUUUUGGUUAAUAAAAGGGGAAGGGAACCCGUUCUCCCAGGGAGCUUGCACCGGAAAUUCAAUACUUCUCACAAAAGUAACUUAGAUUAGUGUUGAUAUGUUCUAAAGAUUGUAGGAUGGUAUGUCAUGGCUACUAGCCCCACCACAACAAUCCUUGGCAAUAAUCUUAGCAGAAAAUGGAUUCGAUGUGUGGAUUGCCAACUCGCGGGGAACCCGGUGGAGCAGAGGCCACACAUCAUUGAGCCCAGAUCAACCGGAAUACUGGGCAUGGUCAUGGGACCAAUUGGCUCAAUAUGAUCUCCCCACCGUCGUCAAUUUUGUACACGAAGUCACUGGACAGAAGCUGCACUACGUUGGUCAUUCCCUCGGGACACUGAUCGCCUUGGCAUCCUUCUCGGAGCACAAGCUGGUGGAGAAGGUGAGGUCUGCUGCCUUGCUCUGCCCAAUUGCCUACCUGGGCCAUAUCACCACAAUCCUCGGCCAAGUUGCUGCCAACUCCUUCAUUGGCGAGAUGACCGGAUGGCUGGGCGUCGUCGAAUUCAAUCCUAAGAUUGAAGCUGUUGACAAUUUCAUCAAGGCCAUAUGUAGGCAGCCUGGGAUUGACUGCUAUGAUCUGAUGCCUGCUUUCACAGGGAAAAAUUGCUGCCUCAAUGCUUCCACUGUUGAACUCUUCCUGCAGAAUGAGCCCCAGCCCACAUCCACCAGGAACUUUGUGCACUUGGCUCAGAUGAUUCGAGGUGGCGACAUAACGAUGUAUGACUACAGCAGCGUGAAUGAAAACAUGAAGCACUAUGGGCAGAAGGAGCCUCCAGCAUAUAACAUGUCUAACAUUCCAAGUGACCUUCCAUUGUUCCUCAUCUAUGGCGGCCAAGAUGUGCUGUCCGACAUAUUUGACUUGCACCUCCUGCUGGACUCACUCAAGUUUCACCAGAAGGACAAACUCACUGUCCAUUACAUUCACAACUAUGCUCAUGUAGAUUUCAUCAUGGGCAUCAAUGCCAAACAGCUGGUCUAUGAUCAUGUUGUUGCCUUCUUCAUGCGCCAACAAUGAAGUUCAUCCUUCAUAUCUGAAUCCAAGGGUAAGCUCAUUGUGCAUACUGAACCAACCACAAACACCCAUUAAGUCUCUUUCUGUCUUCUUGUUUCUGUGUAUGAAAGGAACUCUAGAGCAAAGCACGACAGUCGCGAGCAAUUUAAAGUGCUAAGUAAGUAGAAUAAAUACAUAUCUUGGGAAAACAAUGUAAAAUGUUUUGUUCGCUCAUCUUCUUAUAUAAGAAACCAUUUAGGAAGAUGUAUGAGAAAA